UCUCUGUUCACACAGAUAGUCAUAUAAUAUACUCGUAUUCAGAAGUUAAACAUAAAGUAAAAGUUAAAAAUACCAACGAUGGAUUUCAACCGCAUGUUUUCAGGGCACAGAUUCAUGGGCUGUUUUGUAUUAAUUGUGUUGUUCAUAGGCAGCUUGACGCUUGGACAUUUGAUCGAGAAACAAAAUUUGCCAAAUGAACCAAAUCCGGACAUUGACGGGGACAUAUCAAACACCGUGACCCGUGGGUACAGCAAAACGAACAGCUGUGAGGUCUAUUCGAUAAAUCCGCAUCUUUAUACUGAAGUGACGGACUUGAUAAUGCAAAACCAGUUGAUACUAUACAACCUUAAGUUUCCGCAAUAUGAACGAACGAAACAUACCAACCCUCUAUUGGAUAACAUGACGUUCAACUUUCAAAGUAACAGAAUGAACAGAGCAAACGGAAAGCAUGGUAUCACAUUGCUAAACCUGGACUUCAAUUUUCCAGUAUUAUCGUUAACCCUUCUCACAAUUGGUGUUAUCGAGAAACACGUUGAAAUUGCCGACAAACCAAUGCAUUGUCUUGCUGGCUUAAUAGAGGAAGAUAAAAUUGAUACAAUAAUGGCACUCCUGCUCAGAGACUUUAACACAAAUGCGACCAGUACAACGCUGGGGGAAAGGGACAAGAUAUGCCACAAGGUCAUACGGAACAGCCAGCAUGGAGCAUAUUUCACAUAUCGAUGUUGUAAUCAGGAUGCGCUGACAUCAGACGUUAUUUGUAUUGAAGACAUACAUAUUGAUGAUAUCUGGCUGUUUGUCAUCUACGUAAUGUUGGUGGCCCUCAAAAUUAUCGUUCUGUUGUUCGGACCACUUUUCCUUCCGGGCUUCGUUGGAAGUUUAUCAUUCGACCAGGUUCCGUAUGUUGUUAAAAUGAAAGAACCAUUGAAGAAGAAAAUAUAUGUCAAGACCAAGCCGACUCAAAACUUGAAACACAACGAAAAAAACAUGUACAAGUUUCAAGUGAACGAUCUCAAUACUUUUCAGAUGUGUCACGAGUCGAUAGAGAAGAUUCCUUUGGACAUGUUAGAUGUUCCACUAGAUGUAAACAUUUAUGAAUAUCAUAUCGAUGUCGAUCAUAAGAAUCUAUUAAUCGAGUCAAAGGUACCAGUUGGAUUAUUCAAAUCCAUAUAUCGUUCCCUCUGCUUGUGCAAAAUCCAAAAUGUACAACCUUUCAAAGACUGUUGCAGCGAAAGCAUAUUAGGCUGCUCAAACGAGCAAGGUCCACGUUCACCACUCUGGAUCGAUGUUUGCAAACUUCUGGGGCGUUUCUGCAUCGUCAUCCUUGUGCCCUUUCCCUUUUACAUCAGAAUCGUGAUGUAUUAUUUUACGGAGGAAAUUGAGUUGAAAUCAAGAACAAGGACAUUAGAGCGGUUGGGUCUGCAUCCCAGAUAUGAGUUUAACUUGAUGGAGUAUUUGACCCCGACUCAUCCUAUGUUAUUCGUUAUCUAUGGCUUUUACUUAAUUGCCGCUUUUGUAUUUGUAGUCUUCAGCUCCAAGAAAUCUGAAGGGACUAACACAUUAAAGAACAUUAUAACAACUUCCCUCCGAGACAUGAAAAACGUUUGUUAUUUGGAGGCACUAGGUUUUUUGGUAAGAGCAGUCAUCUGGCCAUUUAAUAAAUACGGAAUAUUUGGAUGCUGUGUUGCUUUGUUGUUCUGGCCAUUGGCUUUACCCUUUGUCAUUAUCACAAUCGCUUUCUACUGCACUCCUAUCGUCUACCUGACGUAUCGCACCCUUGUGCAUAUCAAGAACUGUAUUUUCCAUCCAAGCUCCGAUAAACAUUGGUUUGUUCGACGAGUUGAAAAGUUUAGAAGAGAGACGACCAUUGCUAACAUAAGCCAAUUCAGUUCGGAAAUCAAAUCGACAUUGGGAGAGGCGGACACGUGUUUCAAGAAACUGUUGGAUGUUGGAGGAGGGAUAUUACUUAUUGGUUCUAUAUAUGCAAUAACAAUUAUGUUCGCAGAAUGUAUUGGUAUGAUAGUGGAGGUAUCGGUUUAUACCUUAAUGGGUAUCAUCGUCAAUGCUAGCUCUGUCCUCAGAUACAUUAUGAUGUUUGUAAUGGUUGUAAUGUACGCUCAGUCUUGUUUUGCAAAUGUGUAUAAGAAAUAUCUUAAGUUGAACAAGGCACUAUUUUACGAUAUUAAGAAGCGCAUGCGUGAUCUCGAUGAGGUUACAAAUUUGCCAUCCCAUCUUCAAGAGAAUAUUGGAUUUAAAGGACAAGAGUUAAGUGAACAGGGCAAGCAUGAAAAACCAGAUAGAAUUGACGAAACGGAAACACACCCCCACUGGAUCAUCAAUGAUCUAAUUCUGUUUCUAGACUCUGAAGACAUGCCGCGCAUACCCAUUAAGCUUUUCCAGGAUGUGUGUGACAUCCGACUGGCAGGGAGUCCUGGACCCGUACAUAAGAGUCUAUUAUCAGCCUCAUGGAAACUUCUCAGUAUUAUAGUUUUCCUUCUCUUCGUGUUCGUCGUCAUAAUGACUUUUGGCAGCAUCUACAGAGUUUCAUCGACGAACCAGACCCUAGCCACACUGGCGGGUGGCAUGAUACCCUUCCUGUUCAAGCAUAAACUCAUAUCAGCAGACGAUCACUGUGAACUCAACACUGUCAGCUUCAACAAUAAAGUGAAUGAAAUCAUCGAUAACUUUUAUCAAACUUGGCCUAUGAAUGAUUUUAAAUUCAAGAUUAUUGAGGAGGAUGAAGGUAAAACAGAAAUUAGUGAAAAUGUGGAAGAUUGUACGGCAAAUGGCAUCAAACUUGAGUCCCCUGAAAGCGAACCGGACGACUCUGACAAGGGUGACAAUUUAGUGAUCAAUUUUCAUUAUAAAACAGAUGUAAUUAAAGAUUUGGAAGAUCAUACGGCAGAUGGCAUGAGACAACUUGUGACCCCUGAUGAAUGCGACGAGUUCGAUAAAGCUAAUGACAGAUUGAUCGAUGAUAGUGGUAAAACAAAAAUUAUUGAACUUAAGGAAGAUCAUACGCAAAAUGACAAUGUUGUUAUCGUGAUCGACAUUAGUGGAAAGGAACGGAAAUUUUGGAGAAACAUGAAAAACGACACCCACAAAAACCAUGAGAUGAAACCAAUUUUACAUGCUUUGAAUAGUUCAGUUAAUUGAACUAAAAUAAAGUCUGCAUAUUAUGUUCAUUUGAUAUCUAUAAGAUACAAAAUUAAGUUUAACAGACACCAUUCAUGUUAUUUCAUACACAGCUCUAUUCGAACUUUGAGUAUAUAUUUAUGAAUAGAAUUGUUUAACAAUUACAUCGAAGAAUACUUGUGUCAAACAAAUGUAUAUGCUUAUACAGGGUGGGCCAAAACCAAAUGUCAUGUAUUAUAUAUUUUAUCUAAGAGUAAUACACUUCAAAUUUUGAAGGUGAAUUUUGCACUAAACUUGUAUUUUACCUCUUUUGAAGAUGCCAAAAUACAAGUUUCCCUCCAUUUUCCACAAUUUGGAAAUUCGCAUUGACUAUUUUUGGUCGCUCAUGACACCCCUGGUGUAAAUGUUAACCUCUAGUUUUUCAAUCGAAUGGUGUCAUAUUGUUAGCAAAUGCAUGAUUUAUCUUUAAAAUGAUAUACAUUGACGUGAUUUAACAUACAUCAUACGAUACUCAUCUUUAUCGUAUGAUCUGUAAAAUGAAGCUCUCUGAUUGGUCAGUUCUCGUGCUGUACCAAUCUGUAUUGCUACUGAGAUUGUUCCCGUUGAUCAUCUCCGUCGCAAUACAGAAAAUAUUGGUACGAAGGGGACAAUCCCAGUAGCAAUACAGAGGAUCACACGAUAAAAACGUUAUUGAAUGGUUUGAAGUGUAAUACAGGAUAUAUUCUGUCUCGAUAUUCUGUAUUGGCACUUGACUACGCCUCGUUCCAAUAUGGAAUUUCUCGAGCAGAAUAUAUCCAGUAUUGCACUUCAAAUCAUUGAAUAACUUAUAUUAACCUUGUGUAUUUGUUUUAUCACCCACCCUGUGGUUUUGAACGUUUUGCUUUCUCGAAUGAAGAUGUAAAUUUAACACUAUUCUUGAAUUGACUCUACAUAUAGAUGUUUUCACAAGCAUAACGAUAUAUUGGUAUACUUACCAUAAAUAUAUUCUUCAUUUUAAUAGAUGGCGUAAUAGUAU
Messenger RNA from Owenia fusiformis, 4147 nucleotides. The record is from the annotation of a GenBank genome assembly. Lineage: Eukaryota; Metazoa; Annelida; Polychaeta; Sabellida; Oweniidae.